Caenorhabditis angaria is the source of this 1744-nucleotide messenger RNA. NCBI's taxonomy places the organism in Eukaryota, Metazoa, Nematoda, Chromadorea, Rhabditida, Rhabditidae. The record is from the annotation of a GenBank genome assembly.
AUGCGUUUUAUGUUACUAUUAUCUAUUUCUAUUAUUUUUGCUAUUUUUGACAAUUUCAUAGUGUGGUGAGUUGUGUUGAUAUAUUUAAAGAAUUAUAAGAUUAAAAUUAGCUUCAUAGUUUCAAAUUACUGAAUGUGAGAACAAUAAAUAUUAGUCAAUCGAAAUUAAUGUGUUCCUUCCAAGUAAGUAUAAACGUGUUUUUUUCGAAUAAUAUAUUCAAAAGCUACUAUUGAUAUGUUGAGGUUGAAAAUAAUGCACUUUUUUUAAAAAACUCCUGAAACAUCUGAACUUACUAGUGUAUUCUUUAGGCCCUCUAGAAUACUCCCUACUAGAAUACUGUUUUUACUUACUUUUUUUCAAUAUAAAAAAAACUCUCCACAAAAAAAAACAAAAAGUUUCUCCCCGGCCGGGAAUUGAACCCGGGUCUCGCAUGUGACAGACGCGGAUACUCACCACUAUACUACCGAGGACACAUUUACCAAACACACAUAUUUCCAAUUUAUGUCUGCUACUUUCAUCUUUUUCUUUUUCCCCAGGCUCGCUUGAAAAUAUUUCGUGUGAGGAGAGAAAAAAGAAAAAAGGGGAGAGAACAUUUUUAAAAAAUAAUGUGUUUUGUGAAAAAUAACUCUGAUUUUUAGCAGUUUUCUGCUUCAACCAAAAGCAAAAAUCCAGCAACUUGGCGAACGACAUUGGCAAUUAUAUAAUCGGUGUAGUCGUGGAAUGCUUCAAACAUAUCUCAGUCAUUUAAACGCCAAUGGUAUUGAAGACCAAUAUUGUUUGAGUUAGUCUGGUUUUGUUUACACCUCAAUAUGACUCAUACUAUACUAAAAAAUAUACAAUUAUAUUUUUUGUUUCAGCUGAUUGGAAUGUAAUUGGCGAAUGGGGCGGCAAAUUUCGAUUGCAACAUGCGAGAACACGAAAAUUUCUAUGUUUCAAUAAAAGAGCAAGAAUCACUUUAAGGGUUGGUUUUUUUGUUGACAAAAGUUUCUUUUCAAAAAAUUCUGAUCAGAAAAAAGCAUGAAACAAGAAUGGAAACUUGAGUUCCUUUGUGUAUGCAAAUUUCCGCUUACAAUGGUUUUGUUUUCAUACCGACCUUGUCUGAUUCAUGCGUUCGAAUAACAAUACGCUAAAUAUUUAUGUAGUAUUAGAAGUGUUAGGAAACUUUUUAAAGAAGGAUUGAGAACUCGGGAAAUGUCACAAUUGUUGUUAAUUUCAUUUUGAUAACAGACUUUGUAUCUUGAACCUUUGUAAUAAUUGAAAAUAAUAGAAAAUAAUACAACUUUUUCAGUUCCAAGUUCUCAUUUUUUUUUUGAAUUUAAUCGUUUCUCGGUCAGAAAAUAGUUUUCUAUAAUUCUUCAUGAGAAUCCAUCCCAAAUCCCUAUUUUUCCAGUAUGAUGGUGAAGACGAAAAAUGCCGCUUCAUCGAAGAAAUCCACGACAACGGUUAUUCCCGUCUUCGCUCAAUUUGGAAACCAGAACUCUAUCUUGGUUUUAACGGUAAAGGUCGAUACCAGAAUCCUCUCUCAUAUCACAUGCGUCCAAAAUGUUUUGAUUGGAUCAAAUCAAGUCGAUAUAUUCCGGAAGAGGAAUUACAUCAAUGUGAUAGACCUGUUAUGAAGCGUGGUCCAAAAUUAGAACAUUCUUCACAUCCUUAUGAAGUUUUCCGAAAAAGUUUCAUGAAACAGUUUAGAGUUGAUGAAGAAUCGAAUUAUUUGAGAAAAAACGAAAGAGAGAGGGAACAUUGA